Symbiodinium natans is the source of this 903-nucleotide messenger RNA. The record is from the annotation of a GenBank genome assembly. Lineage: Eukaryota; Dinophyceae; Suessiales; Symbiodiniaceae.
AUGCUAGACCGACACCUGCGGCUUUCUGGCAGCGAAGAUCUAAGUCGAACGUUGCUUGGAGAGGCGAAGUACCACGAGCCAGACAAGCGGUGUGCCUUUGGACUUUCGGAGUCGAGUGCCAAGUCGCAGUUCGUAGACUGGGGAGACCUAAAAUGGGCUCCAGAGGGCUACAUGGCGCUGAAGGCGGCGGUGGCCAAGAUGUUCGAGUCGGAGGUUGCAAGUCUUUGCAGUGCAGAGCAAGGGAGUCGUGACUUGCUAGGUGUGAAGCUCCGGCUUGGAUGGGAGAAAUGGGGCCGAAGUGGGCUGAGGCACUGCGUGUAUCCAGCAGAAGGUACAUGCUCUUCACAUACAGACUACGGCGUCGUGACCCUGCAGUUUUCCAACGGUCCCGGUCUGGAGGUGUUUGCGCAUGGCUCGUGGCAGGUGUUGGAGGAACCUCCGGAAGGAGGAGCUCUUCUUUUCGCCGGAGACAUGUUGGAGCGCAUGACAAAUGGACAGAUCAAGGCGCUGCCCCAUCGAGUGCACGUGCAGACGGACUCCUUGGAAGCACAGUCUGACCCUGGCAAAAGAGGCGUGCGCCAGUCCCACAUUCUUUUCUUGCAGCCGGAUUCUGACACAUGGGUGGCACCGCUCAGACCGUAUUUGCUGAACAACGGCAAUGAUCUUGAUCCAAUUCGGUACGGCGACUGGCAUCAGAUGAAAGUUAACCUGGCCUUUGAUGGGCUGCUUGGAAGGGAAGAGAGUGACAUUGUUGCGCAGCGGGUGCGGCUUGUCUGUUCUUUCACCCAAGGUGGUGACGGUGACUCGACCUCUGGCCAAGAAGAUCGUGUGAGGUUGCAAAACAGAAGUUUGGUGUGCUUCAUUCAACUGUCACUGCCACUCGAUGGUAGGAAUGGGCCCUAA